UGGCUGUGGCAGCACAAGGCGGGGCCGGGCUCGGGCUGCGGCCAGCGCGGCCGGGGCGGCUCAGUGCGAGCCGGGGAGGGUCGAACCCGGAGCAGGGUCCCAGCCGAGCGUGGACUGGCGGCAGGAUGUUCAGCUGGAUGGGGCGGCAGGCGGGCGGGCGCGAACGCGCUGGCGGCGCGGACGCGGUGCAGACGGUGACGGGCGGGCUGCGCUCGCUCUACCUGCGCAAGGUGCUGCCGCUGGAGGAGGCGUACCGCUUCCACGAGUUCCACUCGCCUGCGCUGGAGGACGCCGACUUCGAGAACAAGCCCAUGAUCCUGCUGGUGGGCCAGUACAGCACCGGCAAGACCACCUUCAUCAGAUACCUACUGGAGCAGGAUUUCCCGGGCAUGAGGAUUGGUCCAGAGCCCACCACUGACUCCUUCAUCGCCGUGAUGUAUGGAGAGACUGAGGGCAGCACCCCAGGGAAUGCUUUAGUCGUGGACCCCAAAAAGCCAUUUAGAAAGCUCAGUCGCUUUGGAAACGCUUUCCUGAAUCGAUUCAUGUGCUCACAGCUCCCCAAUCAGGUCCUGAAGAGCAUCAGCAUCAUCGACAGCCCCGGCAUCCUUUCUGGGGAGAAGCAGCGCAUCAGUCGAGGCUAUGACUUCUGCCAGGUCCUGCAGUGGUUUGCCGAGAGGGUGGACAGGAUCAUCCUGCUCUUUGACGCUCACAAGCUGGACAUCUCAGAUGAAUUCUCAGAGGCCAUCAAGGCCUUCCGGGGCCAGGACGACAAGAUCCGUGUCGUGCUGAACAAGGCCGACCAAGUGGACACGCAGCAGCUGAUGCGGGUCUACGGGGCCCUCAUGUGGUCCCUGGGCAAGGUCAUCAACACGCCCGAGGUGCUGCGCGUCUACAUUGGCUCCUUCUGGGCUCAGCCCCUGCAGAACACGGAUAACCGCCGGCUCUUCGAGGCUGAGGCCCAGGACCUCUUCAGAGACAUCCAGAGCCUCCCCCAGAAGGCAGCGGUGCGCAAACUCAACGACCUCAUCAAGCGAGCGAGGCUGGCCAAGGUGCAUGCCUACAUCAUCAGCUACCUGAAGAAGGAGAUGCCAAGUGUAUUUGGAAAGGAAAACAAGAAGAGAGAGCUUAUCAGCAGGCUACCAGAAAUCUACAUUCAGCUACAGCGAGAAUACCAGAUUUCUGCAGGGGACUUCCCCGAGGUCAAGGCUAUGCAGGAACAGCUUGAGAACUAUGACUUCACCAAAUUCCAUUCGCUGAAGCCCAAGCUGAUCGAGGCAGUGGACAACAUGCUGAGCAACAAGAUCUCGCCCCUCAUGAACCUCAUCAGCCAGGAGGAGAUAAGCACGCCCACGCAGCUGGUGCAGGGCGGCGCCUUCGAUGGCACCACCGAGGGCCCCUUCAACCAGGGCUACGGGGAGGGUGCCAAGGAGGGCGCCGACGAGGAGGAGUGGGUCGUGGCCAAAGACAAGCCCGUCUACGACGAGCUCUUCUACACUCUGUCACCCAUCAAUGGCAAGAUAUCAGGUGUCAACGCCAAGAAGGAGAUGGUGACCUCCAAGCUGCCCAACAGCGUCCUGGGCAAGAUCUGGAAGCUGGCCGACUGCGACUGCGACGGCAUGCUGGACGAGGAGGAGUUCGCACUGGCCAAGCACCUCAUCAAGAUCAAGCUCGACGGCUACGAGCUGCCCAGCAGCCUGCCCCCGCACCUCGUGCCCCCCUCGCACAGGAAGUCCCUGCCCAAGGCCGACUGAGGGGUGGGCCGCAGAACGGGGCAGGAACUGGGGGACCUGGGCCUCAGGCCUGCUCCACCACUGACUCACCGAAUGACCUUGGGCAAGGCACUGCGCUCUCUGUGCCUUGGUUUCCCCAUCUGUAGAAUGGGGAGGGUGGACACUGGAAACUAGAUGACUUCUUUUUUUUUUUUUUGAGACGGAGUCACUCUGUCGCCCAGGCUGGAGUGCAGUGGCGCGAUCUUGGCUCACUGCAAGCUCCGCCUCCCGGGUUCACGCCAUUCUCCUGCCUCAGCCUGCCGAGUAGCUGGGACUACAGGCGCCCGCCAACACACCCGGCUAAUUUUUUGUAUUUUUAGUAGAGACGGGGUUUCACCGUGUUAGCCAGGAUGGUCUCGAUCUCCUGACCUCGUGAUCUGCCCGCCUCGGCCUCCCAAAGUGCUGGGAUUACAGGCUUGAGCCACCGUGCCCAGCCUAGAUGACUUCUUUCACCUCCAAAAUUCCCUUAGUUUUUUUGAAAAUAUUGGGGGUAGGGGGGUGGAUUAGGAGAUUGAAGGGUUGAGAAGAAAGAGAAAUUGUCCAAAGAGUCCUCAGAACCUGCCUGGAGAAACGCGCAUGGGGAUGGGCCUGGUGAGUCCCAGGAACCACAGGAAGUGAGCCGAGGCUUACCCGGAGCAGCUGAGUCUUCAGGCUGCCUGGGCUUUUUGUCCUCGUGAACAACUCUGGAGCAGCUGUCUGUCCCUCAGAGGGCACCUGGAGGCAGCAAAGAUUAUCUUAUUUAUUUUAUUUUGUUUUCUGCUAUAUUUAGAGUAGCAAAAAAAACAGAGCAGAGGGUUUCUGCUGUCUCCAGACUGUCUACCAAAGAGAAGAUGACAGAUGCCUCCUGGGUUUGGAAGGGGGAUGCACUGUGGAUCUCCCAUCCAUUCUGCAGUCUCCAGCAGAGCAGGCAGCCAGGCCCCAGUGUGCAUCCAUCCCAGUGCCCCGAUGACCAUCUGGUCAGCCCUCCCAGCCUCCCCUCCAGGGGGCUUUCCAGCAAAGCCAUAUUCGGCUAGGAAUCUGGAAUUCACAACCUUUAUUAACCCCUGGCAAAACUUCCCAUUUGCAUGUCAAAUCACAUUGAAGCCUGAAGAUUAGCUUUUCUUACUGGUUUUUCCAAUAAGUAAUAGCAAAUCCCACUUAUCAUACUUAAACUACAGUAAAGAAAAGAGGUGGUUCUCUGCCGUGAUCGUUUAGUGUGGCCCUCAAACAUUAAAUGUCCCUAGGUCUCCUUGGUGGGUGGCAGGAUUUAAAUUCAAUCAAAUCCUGUUCUAGUGUGUGCAGUGUCUUCGGCCCUGUGGACACAGGUGAAUGAGGGACCAGCCCUGCCCUGGGCUGUUGAGAUCAGUCCUCCCAGAGUUAGACAUUGUUUUUGUAGAAAACAGGCAUUUAUUAUGUCUAGGGUUUUUUUUUUUUUUUUCCUUACAGGAUAAAAGCCUUUAUACAGAAACAAAAUGGAACCUUUCAUAUAAAACCUUUUCUUUAAAGGCUGUGUGCUUCGUAUCAUGAACGCCCAUCAUGAGGCAGGAUUCGGGCACAUACCUGUACUUUUGCUCCAGAGUGUGCUCUCCCCAAAUCCCCUGAGGAAACCUCUCUGGACUGCUGCAACACCUGCGUCAGGUGGAGGUGCCUCCCCUCUGUGGGCACCAGCUUGGGGAGGUAGGUGCCAUCCACCAUUAUUUAUGCAGGAAGAGACACAAAACAGCAAUGGCCACAUGGUAUGGGGUCCUGCUGGCACCAGAAGUGAAUGAAAUCAGAACCAUCCCACUGAAUCUUCCAAAAGCCACAUAAUUUUUUUUUUCUGUCACCUACCUUUGGUGACAGGGUCAAAGGCACAGAUGAGAAAAUCUUGAUUUGGGAGAAGCAUUUAUAUCGAGAUGCCUACCCUCACGCUCCCUAGCUUACUUUCUACAUAAUUUAGUUUUAAGAGCAGGAAAUGCAUAACGUGGUUUUUAGUUUUAACAAGCACUUAAAUUCAUUAGAUGCAUAGAAAAGAACCAUUUAUUUUUUUAUUUUUAUUUUUAUUUUGAGACGGAGUCUCACUCUGUCACCAGGCUGGAGUGCAGUGGCGCGAUCUCAGUUCACCGCAACCUCCACCUCCCAGGUUUAAGCUAUUCCCCUGCCUCAGCCUCCCAAGUAGCUGGGACUACAGGCACCUGCCACCAUGCCCGGCUAAUUUUUGUAUUUUACUAGAGAUGGGGUUUUACCAUGUUGGUCAAUAUGGUCUCGAUCUCCUGACCUCAUGAUCUACCCACCUCGGCCUCCCAAAGUGCUGUAACCUAAGCAGACAGUUCUGUGAAUGCGUGAGGACCACCUGAAGUCUGCAGCCACGGUGGAGGUCACCAAAGGGUAAACUGAGGAAGAGAAGAGGGAAUUCACUUGCUCAAAGGCUUACAGAUGCCCAGGCAAACUGAUUUUGCCAUCCAGAAUUAUCUUGUUCUUUAACUCUGCUCAAUUGUCAUAUAUAAACAUGAAUUUAUAUACAUGUAUGUCACAAGUAUGUCGUUUUAAAACAACGGGUACAUAUGUAAGUUUUGUCUGGAUACAGAAAGCUGCUUUAGAGGGCAGCAGGUUGAGGUCUCCGAUUUCUCCGUGGAGGAAAACCUCUCAGGCACCGUGAUCUCCCUACCUCUGCGCUCUCAGGUGGGAGAGGCGUCAGGCAGCAGAGUCCUUUCCCUGCUGGCACCUGGUAAUGUUCUUAGAGAGAGAGAAAAAAGGAAAUCAUGUGGCCACUUUUCUUAAUAUCCUCUUACUUGCAGUCAUUCAUCAAGAAAAGUUGACUGGAAAAGAAAACACUAGAAAAUAUGAGGGAUGGCGACCAAGUAAGGACUUGUAUCUUCCCAGGACCAGUACAAAGUUCUAUGAAUGUGUCCACACCACCAGCUGUCUCCCUACCCCAGACGGCAGGGCCGACCCUGGGGCCUGCUCACCGUCACUGUUGCCCUUCCUGCACCACCCCAAUUUUCAAAGAACCUCUUCCCCAGAGUGUAUAUGUAUAGGAGAGAGGGGUGGAAGUACCUAAACUCUAGAACUACAACAUCUAAGAAGCUGAGGCCGUGUUUUCUACACAGCAUAUGGUAUCGCAUAACACAAACCUUCCGGUCUUGAGUUUAAAGGGAAAAUGAAAACUCCAGCCUAUUGCUCCCACAGUCUGCUUCCAAGUUGUCAGCCUGCCAGUGAGGGUCUCCUGACCCCGUUUGUGGAGAAACACUGCACUAAGGCUUGGGAAUCUCCCCAGCUCCCAGGGAGGGGUGGCGCACAACAGCCUUCCAACCUGCUUCCGCCUCCUGCUCCAGCCCUGCAGCGUCUGUCACUUCUUUUCUCAACUCACCACACUUGGAUGGCCUGGGGGCAGGGUCACUCUUCUGAGGGAGGGUCAUUCAUUCAGUUGGCUUUUGGCUUUCAUUUCUCCAGGGAUGGACCUGGUUCUCUUUUGAACACUUGUCGUGAUGCAGCAAGAGCAUCUUUGGAUUUGGGGCUGGGGAGCUGUGGUUCACCUGCGGAAGUCACAGCUGCGGCCUGGACCUUUCCACCUCGCACCCUCGCUCCCCCUCCUUCAUUAUGCCUGGAGGAUGCCUGAGACAAUUGCCUUGAAGAUGAGGAAAGUGUUUCACUGUUUAUUUCCUCCAUGGGAUGUAGCAGGCGAGCAUGCUUAGGACAGGAAACCACUGAGUUUACUCAGGUAAAUGCGGGCCUAAUACCAGAGUAUUGGGUUCCAGUGUUGGUUAACCAAUGCAGUUAAUACACAAUGCUUCUAUUUUUCUUCUUUUUGUAAUCUCAUUUAGAAGUUUCAAACAAAAAGACACAGUCUGCUGAUCAAUAAACAUGGAGCUGCCCUGUC
Messenger RNA from Symphalangus syndactylus (siamang), 5607 nucleotides. RefSeq names its product EH domain containing 4 (gene EHD4). Gene Ontology annotation, cellular component: plasma membrane; cytoplasm. The record is from RefSeq and is a predicted model, not a curated record. Gene Ontology annotation, biological process: endocytosis; endosomal transport. Lineage: Eukaryota; Metazoa; Chordata; Mammalia; Primates; Hylobatidae. Gene Ontology annotation, molecular function: GTP binding; protein binding; calcium ion binding.